This is a messenger RNA of Toxorhynchites rutilus septentrionalis, 1172 nucleotides long. RefSeq lists its product as uncharacterized. The transcript is spliced from 6 exons. NCBI's taxonomy places the organism in Eukaryota, Metazoa, Arthropoda, Insecta, Diptera, Culicidae. The record is from RefSeq and is a predicted model, not a curated record. Gene Ontology annotation, molecular function: oxidoreductase activity. Bases 174 to 1052 code for a protein of 292 amino acids.
AUAUAUAAAUUGCAUCAUUUACAUACCGUCGAACACUGCAGACUGACAGAUUGUGGUUUCAGGACAGUUUACAUUUGUUUUCAUUCGAUUGAACGUGUUUCGUGUUCAGUGCUGCACUUUUGAUUAUCUGUUGUUAUCGGGAUAAAUCACGAUUGACCCGAUAGUGUUAAAUCAUGAAUUUAGCUUUCAAACUAAACACUGGAUAUUCUAUUCCCCUGGUUGGAUUUGGUACCUAUCAAAUUCGGGGUAGCGAACUCAUUUACGAAACUCUGGAUUAUGCCCUAAAUGCCGGCUACCGACAUAUUGACACUGCCGUGGUCUAUGGUAAUGAACAUCAUAUUGGAAACGCCCUGAAGAAGCUGCUUCCCAAGUACAAUUUAAAACGUGAGGAUAUCUUCAUCACUUCCAAGCUGAUAUCCCAAGUAAACAAAGGUGAACGGUUUGUGGAAGAACUCGUAUUGAAGUCAUUAUCCAAUUUACAAACUGAAUAUAUUGACCUCUACCUGAUCCACUGGCCUGGUGUUAGCGGCCUCCAAGUAUCACAUCCAGACAACAUCAAGUAUCGUAAGUGUACCUGGAAUGUGUUAACGAAGCUGCACCGCGAGGGCAAAUGUCGAUCGAUUGGCGUUUCCAAUUACACGGUGAAGCACAUUAGAGAGCUGCUGGCUGACUGUAAUGGUGUGCGACCAGCUGUUAAUCAGGUUGAGUGGCAUCCCCGUUGCUUCCAGCUGGAGCUGCUCGAACUGUGCCGAUCCGAGGGAAUAUUUCUGCAGGCGUACUCCUCUCUCGGUACGUCUAACUACACCGAACUGAGACAGGAUCCAGUGGUGACCGACAUUGCCGCUCGCCUCAACCGAUCGCCAGCGCAGGUGCUGUUACGCUGGGGGCUACAGCGUAACGUUGGUGUUUUGCCAAAGGGCAGCUCGAAGGGGCAUAUUGACGAAAACAUUGCGCUUGAUUUUGUGAUUCCCCCGGAAGAUAUGAAAUCGUUGGACCAUCUCAAGGAAACUAGUGGGGCGAAAUUUGCCUGGAAUCCCGAUACCGUUGUUUAAUGUGUUAACAAUAUACUGGUUUUGCAAUCAGUCGGUGCCUUUAGACGUAGCAAGCUUACUAACGUACUUUAUUUUAAGAAGGGGUGUUGUUACUAUCGCAAUAAAUUCUAUUCUAUUCUA